Messenger RNA from Diutina rugosa, 840 nucleotides. RefSeq lists its product as uncharacterized. The record is from RefSeq and is a predicted model, not a curated record. Gene Ontology annotation, biological process: membrane organization; endoplasmic reticulum tubular network organization. The transcript has a single exon. Bases 1 to 840 code for a protein of 279 amino acids. Lineage: Eukaryota; Fungi; Ascomycota; Pichiomycetes; Serinales; Debaryomycetaceae. Gene Ontology annotation, cellular component: membrane; endoplasmic reticulum.
AUGGCGCUGGUGGCGGCACUUGCCCGGACCCAGCAGUUCUGGUGGUUUAUUCUGCACGUGCUCUCGGUGCUCUUCUAUGCCGUGUACCAAUUGCUGUCGAUAUUCGGGCUGGCGGUGCUGGCCCUUGCCUACUAUCGGUACUGCCUCGUGAUGGUGAUCACCACCUAUUUCAUCGUUCUUGUCCAGCAAAAGCUGAAACGAGGAGUCAAACAGCUUGUGGCCAAUACCAAUUUCCAGUACUUUACGUUGGCGGCAGUGUUCUACUUGGCGUCGCUCGUUAUUGGUCCCGUUAAUGGUGCUCUUUUUUCCUAUAUGAUUUUCCUGGUAUUUCACAUUAUCAGUUAUUUCCAACGUCACCUUGUUGAUUUCAUUGGUACCUUGCCUCAACAGCAACAGCUUAGCUCUCGCGUCGGGGCGUGGCUUGAAGAGAACCAGCCCAGGGGUCAAAUCAUGGCGGCCACCGCCGAACUCUUUUUGGUGAUGACGCUGUUGAAUCCGAUUGUGGUGAUGCCGAUCGUGUUUGUCAAUUUGGUGGCAGGCCGUUGGCAAGUGGGAUUGGCGUACUUAUUGUGUUUUGCGGCUCUGGUGGUGUUCCUCAAAUUAAGAUGGAAUGAGAGCCCCUAUACGAAACAAGUGGUGUCGAUGUACGACGCUAAGAUCGGUCUGUUUGUGCAAAGAUUCCCUCCAGUGGCUAACUUCUACUAUAAAGUUAGGGAUACCGUGGUGAAGGUAUUGGCUCCAAUCACGGUUACCGUACCGAAACGGUCACCGAGAGAACAAGUGCAAGACUCGUUGAGGGACGCUUCUACUCGAGGUACCACCCUGGGCACCUCCCGUUAA